UUGGUUACAGAUCUUCACAAAAACGAAACUGACGAUAUGUUUAUACAUACGUAGUUUUCCACAUUUAGAGAAGAUAAGGACAGUGGUAUUUAUAAGUUAGAUUUAAAAUGGCAGAGAAUAUAUUAUAUAGGCGGACAAUGACUACAAAAGAGGAAGAAAUGGAAUCGUUAGCACUAAAUAGUUUCUUGGAUAAUAUUGAACUGAGUGAAGAUGACAUUAAAUCAAGGGUAUCGCUGUUUAGUUAUUUGGAAGCAUUAGCUGGAGCUGUAGAUUAUCAACCAGAUUUCCAACAAACAUCUAUUACUGGGUCUACAAUGGACGGUGUAUACUGGAAAGGGUAUGAAUCUGACCUUGACACGAUGGUACGUUUAUCUUAUGUGGCUGUAGUUGAAAAUGGGGACCAAGAAGUAUCAGUGAAAGGACCAGUGUUUGAAAUGGUACAUGAAAAUGUUCACCCUGGCUACACAAGGCUUAAGCUUAUAAAAGAUGGUCCUAGAGAGGAAAACAAUAUAUUUGCAACUACACCGGACGGUGCAAAAUCAUUUUGUGUAAAGGAAAAUGGUGAAUAUUUCUUAUCUGCAUACAAAAUGAAGUACGCAUCGAAUCUGUACUUGCAUGUUCCAGAGAAACCGCAAUGGGUCGUUCAGUCCAGUUACGCAUAUGGUGUCGAGUGGCCGGAUGAUGAAGAACUUUUAGAACAUGGACCGGCAAUUUGCUUUUCUGACCACUCCAAGGAAGACGAACCACCUUCUGAUAUGGUUCCUUCUUUUACAUGUCCAAACUGGCCAUCAAAGGCAAUGGAAUGGGUUACCAGGAAAAGAACUCAUUGGCCUUCAGCUGAAAUAAUCGAAACUCUUGUAAAGCAGGGGUGCAGAGUUGUUCCCGUUGGAUUCAGGGGAAGUCCGAAUAAGCAUGUUGAGUGGAGAAUUUCUUUCACUUUAACUGAACGCAGUUUGAUAAGGACUUUUAAUAACACGCAAUACAAAUGUUAUGCUUUGCUGAAAAUGUUACUAAAGGAAAUCAUUGAUAAAGAGGUGCCAGAAGUACUUUCGUCCUUCCACAUGAAGAAUACAUUGCUCUGGACCAUUGAAAAAACUGAUGCUGACAUCUGGAGACCAGAAAAGAUGACAUUCGCUUUCCUGCAGUGUCUAGAAAAUCUGGCUAAAUGGGUGAAGAAAGGAUAUUGUCCAAGUUAUUUCAUAGUUGAAAACAACGUGUUCGACUUGAAAGUAAUUGGAGAAAACCAAAGGAAGUUGGUCAGUAUUUUCGAGAGGAUAAUUGCGGAAAAAUGGAAAUGCCUUUUGGAGUGCGAGACAUUUAAGAAAAAUGAACAUUUUAUGGAGCUCAUACAAGAGCAAAGCGAGCUGUCCUUCACCAAAAUUAUUGAAAAUUUCAAAGGCGGCGAUCCUAAUCAGAUUUGGUUCAAUCAUGACAAGAAACUAUUUGAGAGAUACGAGCAUGCACGAACAGAGAUAUUUAGCCAGCUUGACGGGCAUGCUGAUAUUGACCUUACAAUUGUCGAUCAUCACGAAAUGAUAACGAAGCUACAAAAUGAGAGGUCUCCCUCGCAAUUUCACAGUACUGCUGUUGAACCUCUUGUCUUGUCAGUGAUGACAAGUCUUGGGUCACAUCUUUUUGCCAAACAUCAAAAUAAAGGAAACACUGAGACGCUUACAAAAGCAAAGGAACUGAUGGAGAAGGGUAUGGCAUCCGAUGCUACAUGUGGACCUCUUAAACUCGCAAACUUUGAGCUUAUGAAUGGAAAUACAUCACAAUGUUUACAAAUCACAACUGAUGUUUUGGCAAAUCAACAUUUGGUACAAUCACUGCUUCCCCAGUUUCUACCAAAAUAUAUCGGUACAAGUGACGAACAAUUAGAAAAGUAUGAAUCUUUUGUUUCAUCUACGUCAACAGUACAGGAGCGUUUCCGAAGCUCAGCAGCACAUGCGGUUGUCUUCUUUCCUACUGAAAUCGAUGCAUCUCCUAAAGCAGUGCGGUUUCAAUUGAAUAGCCGUGUACCGGAGUCUAUGGCGCAUUUGCGUUGGUUGAAAUGGGCAAUAUACGAUCCGCUUGUGUACGCACAUUUUUUGAGGUUCCUAUGCUAUCAAAAGUUGCAAAAUGCCGACAAAGGACAAGAGGAGCUACAAGCUAUUGAAUCUUUGAUUGAUAAUGAUCAAGUAGGAUAUGAAAUGUCGGCAUUCAACCUUUUAGGUUUCUCAUACGCGAGCAUGGGUAAUGUUGAAAAGGCCAUGGGAUUCUUACUAAAAGCCAAAGAGAUAACAUUAUUGCCUGACGCUGGCCUGUGGCAGUUUGGUGGCAUACUAAGCACUUUGUUGGGUGGAAGCAAGAAGAAGGACUAAACUAAGAACCAAUGAAGACAUAUUGUAACUUGAUUUGACUUUGUAUCUUGAUAGUGUAAUCGUAGAAACACAUCUACUUCCGAUGAUCGCAAAAACUGAUACAAUUUGUAUAUUUUUGAUACAGUGAUCGUAGUAUAGACUCGCAGUAAAUGAUACAGUGAUUUUGUUUCUACACUUUGGUAGUAUUAGUUUAAGUCAAGUAUAGAAGUUGUUGAAAAUUUGUGUUACAUUGAUUCAUAAUGACAUUGUUUUUCAAUAAGUAAAUUUUGAUUUAAUUAGAGUUUUGAUGCGUAACAAUCCCAAUCUUUUUAUAUAGUAAUAGUAUAAUUCUGGUGAUAUUUAUAUACAUGACGUAUAAUUAAUGUUUAUGAAUGAUGUACAUAUGUAUGGUUGAUACAUACUGCUUAUUUAUGCAUAACGAUGCUUAUGCAUGGUUAUAGUUUUUAUGCAUGACCACUGCAAAAUCUUUUUAUUUUAUACAUGAUUAAUAGAUAAUGAUUAUUCAUGAUUAACUGAUAGAUGUUAUGUAAAAAUUCACUGUUUUUGUAUACCCCUGUUUGUAUACCCAUGCAUGAUUGACACAUGAAGACGAGUAUUUUUUUCUAUAUUGUUCGUUGGCAAUUAUUUAAGAUAAACUUGUUCUUUACUAAAUAUAUCGCAAACCAAG
Ruditapes philippinarum (Manila clam) is the source of this 3027-nucleotide messenger RNA. RefSeq lists its product as uncharacterized. The transcript has a single exon. The record is from RefSeq and is a predicted model, not a curated record. Bases 108 to 2360 code for a protein of 750 amino acids. NCBI's taxonomy places the organism in Eukaryota, Metazoa, Mollusca, Bivalvia, Venerida, Veneridae.